GAACAAGAUGGAGUCGCAGGUAGUGUUGUCCGAAUACAAAAAUUAUAAUUAAAUUACGAGUUAUUUGAUUUAUACGAUGUUACACCUCCUACGAUCUUACCCCAAUGCGUCUUACAUACCAUGGUUAAGUGGAAAACUACAAAAACACAUAUAAAUAUAAGUUUAAGAAGUAUUUAAAAAUGACUCUUUAUGUGAUUUGUAAAUAUAAAUAUGUUUUGUUGUUAAUAUUCAAUACAAACAAACCCGUUUUUAAGUGAACAUUAUAUCUAACCUCACAAUUUUGCUUUAAUAAAAAUAAACAACUGACUCCUAUAUAAAAAAGAACAUUAUUAUGGCCACGCCGCCCAUCAGUAAUAAUCGUCCAGAAACCAUAUUUCAUAUAAUUUUAUUAUUUAUAUAAUAAAAAUAUACUUAUACUUAAACAAAUUAUACGUGGGGAAAGUUUAUAUUUUUAUUCACAUCGUGGCUCUUGUUUCGGUUUUGUGGUGCCACCUAUAGUUCGUGCGCGUUACCUUUACUUAAUAAUAAUACACACAUUCACAAGUGACAAGCCAUAAUCUGUGUAAUGACGUGUGCGCCGAGCGCUGCAGACAUAGUCAUGAGUCAGUAUUCAGUAACCAGCGCAAGCGAGCGCGGACCGGUCGCUGUGCCCCGCUAUGUCUGUCCCGCCGCCUGGACCUCGCUCGCGACACUCACAUUACUACUUUCUACACCAAUCGUGAUAAUAUUUGGAACGCAGUGAGACAUAAUGUACCCAUUGUGUACAAGAUACUCUCCGGUGAUGUGCCUUUGGUAAUAAUUACCGGGUGGUGGCGUUUUGUGUUUUUCCCAGUUCUUUUCCUCAUACGCGAUCAGUGGCGCGGUGCGUUUCCUCCCGCAAUUUAAUAACAAGUUUUAUCUUGAGUCGGAGAGCACCGACUUACGAAUAUAUUGUGAACGUGGUGUGGCGUCGUGAUGCACGCCCGAUGCUGGUGGUGCGUGGUUCUGGCCCUGGCGCUGGUGCCUGUGCUGGCAAGGACCGACGCAGGCAAGCUGCGGCCCGAGUGCGCGCCCGCCGCACACUGCACUUACGAGGGCGAAGGUGCCUUGGGCGAGUUCUUCUACAAGGUGUCAGGUGAUCCGGUGAUCAUUAACUUCCGCGAUGGAGCACACUUUCAAUUAGCAUGCAAGUUCACGAAGAUGGAUUACCUGCAGCUGCCACGGUUCCCGAUAGUUGUGCGAGUGGAUAGCGUGACUUUCUCGAAAUGUAUUCCACCAAACAGCGGCUCCUUCGCUGCCGCAGCUGCAGCUCUCAACGUGACGGAUUUUUCGCGGCUCACAAUCGAUACAUUGCCGACAAAUGCGGUAAUAACGCACGAGCACCUUGCCGGCUUGCAACGACUGACGAAACUCGUAAUAUUAGGCAAGAACAAUGCGAGCCUCGCCCCGGGCGCCCUGGCCGCACUCUCCGUAGCGCCCGCGCUUCACACCCUGCACCUGAACUCGGUGCACACACCUGCCGCCGACCUGCUACGUCUGCCGCAGUCAUUACAAAAGCUCUUACUGUGGGAUGUGGACGCUGUCAGUGGGUAUUUUCAAUGGUUACCAAAUCUGACCUCGUUGGAUGUAAGCGAAAAGUAUCCGAUCGCCCUGGACGUGAGCAACAACACCGCGCUAAAAACGUUAUCUGUGAUAGCACCGGAUACUGUGAUUUCUGAAAACGCACUACCGCCGACACUUACUAAACUCAUACUGCUCAAUUGGAAUGACACGAAGCCGAAGCCGAAGACGCGUUGUGCGCAACUCGAGGUCCUGAUGCUGACCGGCACCGACAAUGAAAGAUAUCCGGUGUCUCUGCCGGACGAGUGGUUGUCCAGCUGCAUCAGGCUGAGGGAGCUGUACGUGAAUCAUGUGCCGAUUCGCGACGUGCUGCCGGCGCGGCUGCUGGCGAAUGCGACUGCGCUGCGGAAUAUUUCAAUGCAUCACUGCGGCGUGACCGCGCUGCCGCAGACACUGUUCGACGACACGCCGAACCUUGUCACGCUCGACCUGUCCUAUAACAACAUCGCAUCGUUGCCCAGCGGACUGUUUCUGCAUGUCAAGUCGCUGAUCUCACUGAACCUGUCGCACAACCUGCUAACGCAGGAGGUGGCGGGGUCGCUGUCUGCCGUCUACUCGCUGCAGACUCUGCGCCUCAAUAACAACCCUGGAAUCGGCGACCUUUGCAGUGGCGGCAGGGACUUCAUCACGGUGUCAGCAGGUACCUCGGCACUGAGUACAUUGACGGCGCUGCGCGAUCUAUAUUUGAGCCACACGAACGUGUCGCAUGUGUGCUCCGACUGGCGCGAGAAGCUACAGAACCUCAUGUGGCUAGACUUGAAAGAUACCGCGAUCACCAUCCUCACUUACGAUGAUAUGAAGUUCCAGCGUGUGGUGGACGGCGCCAAGGUGAGGCUAGGCGGCGGUGGCGCGUACGAGUUGCGGUAUCAGCGCGAGGACCUUCGAAAAGUAAAUGCAAAGAGCGCCACUAAGACUUCCAUUACUUUAGACGGCUCGUUGGUAUGCGACUGCAACACAUACUGGGCAGCACUGGCAUUCAGCAUGAAUCCCUCGCAUGCAAAUUAUGAACCGCAAUGUGAUGGUAAACCUCUCGCUAGUGUGGAUCUCGACAGGCUCACUUGCGAUGACACGAGCGAGGAGUGUGCCGCGCUGCCAGCCAACUGUACGUGUCGCAAGCGCGACGAUAUCGAGCACGGCUCGGUCGUCAUCGUGCGGUGCGUCGGACUCACAGAGUUCCCGCGCCUGCCGCGCCAGCCGGACGCCACUCACAAGUGGCGUCUGCACCUCGCCAACAACAACAUAUCGCACAUCGACGCGGCUGACAUCUUGGAGAACAUCGUGGAACUCGACCUACGGAACAAUUUCAUCAGGAGAGUGGAUGGCGCGACAGCGACGAAUCUGACGUCCGUCCUGCAGCUGCAGCUCGCCGGAAACCCUCUCGAAUGCGGCUGCGAGGCGUACACGAUGCUGAGGGCGUUGCUCGAAGCCAAGUCAUUGGUCGACAAAAAAGACGUUAGAUGCAACGGCACUGGCCAAACAUUGACCGCAGUGACGCCGACGCCGUGUCCGGUGCAAGGAACUAUGUCGGUGCACCAGUUGGUACUCCCGCUGGUACUUCCGCUGGUGGUGUUGCUGGCCAUCGUGAUACUUGCGUACGGUUUCAUCACCCGACCCGCAACACGUUUAUGGAUCAAGUUGUUACUUAUGCGGCUCGGCUGGAUGCCACGACGAUUUGAGCCGGCGGAUGAAGACCGCCUGUACGACGCAUUCGUGUCAUUUGCACACGAGGACGAGGAGCUCGUGGUAGAGCAACUAGCGGCGCGGCUCGAGAGCGGCCCGCAGCCAUACCGGCUGUGUCUGCACUACCGCGACUGGGCGCCGGGCGAGUGGAUCCCGGCGCAGAUAGCGGCGUCGGUGCGCGCGUCGCGGCGGACCGUGGCGAUCGUGUCGACGCACUACCUGCAAUCGGACUGGGCGCGCGCUGAGUUCCGGGAAGCGACCGCGGCCUCGCUGCGGGACGGCACACCGCGGCUCGUCGUUGUGCUACUGGACGACCCCGACCGGCUGAUGCUCGAGGCCGACGCCGAGCUAAGCGCCUACGUGCGCCACAAGGUGUACGUGCGGUGGGGUGACCCCUGGUUUUGGGAGAAGAUGAAGCAAGCGUUGCCACUACCGCGAGGACGCCAUCAAAAGAAGGCCCUCUCGUCCACCGCGCCUGUCCCAGACAUCUCGCUCACGCAGGCGAGCCGGGAGACUGUCCCCGCUCCGGCCCCCGUGCCGGCGUCUCACUCAAAAGACUUCGACAAGCCACUGCCGCACGUGACUCCGUGCUCUGCUUGAAUUGUUUUUGCGUGACGCGUGAUCCGCGGUGAAAGGUGCCGUAUAUGCCACUGCCAAGUGUCCAUUAGUACUCGGUAUAAUCAUCAUUUUUCAGAAUACAUUAAAUCCACCUCGCCGACAUCUAGUCACGGUAUUCAAUCGAUGUGCUUUUCGUGCAAUUUUUUUAAAUAUAAUGCGUUUGUCGUCUUUAAGACCGCAAGGGUGUUAUAAUAAUAUAGAUUAUUGGCGUUAUCCUCAACAUAUUCAAUUAACGUUAGUAUAGUCCUAGCGGUGCAAUUAUAUUUAAAAUUAAUGCCGACAUAAUGCAAAUAGAUGCAAAUAAUAAAUAUGUAAUCAUUAUUUGUAAUAGGUAAGCGUUCAGGUACGAUUAGCGACUGACGCGUGUUCCGUAUAAUUUUAAUAUUGAACUAAAAAACAGAAACACUCGAUGUAGUACGUUAUUUAAAGUAGCGAGUUUUAUCCACAAAGGUAAUAUUCAUAUUAUACAAUAGGCUCAGGUCCGGAUCUACCUAAGGGCUGCUUGGGCUGCAGCCCAGGGCCCCGAGGUUACAAGGGGCCCCAGACCCC
Manduca sexta (tobacco hornworm) is the source of this 4446-nucleotide messenger RNA. RefSeq names its product protein toll. Gene Ontology annotation, cellular component: membrane. The record is from RefSeq and is a predicted model, not a curated record. The transcript has 7 exons. Lineage: Eukaryota; Metazoa; Arthropoda; Insecta; Lepidoptera; Sphingidae. Gene Ontology annotation, biological process: toll-like receptor signaling pathway; immune response. Gene Ontology annotation, molecular function: transmembrane signaling receptor activity; protein binding. The coding region runs from base 955 to 3879 and encodes 974 amino acids.